UGAAGAAAGAAGGCUUCUUGGCUUCUGUUCUGUUGCGGUGUCUCUCUUUUUUCCUUUCUGCGAGCAGAACGAAGCAAGGCUCGUUGUUUCAGAACUGUGCGGAGACGAAGCGGGAUUGAACAAGAAAUGCUGGAAGAUUAGAUAUCCGUGGCAUGGUAGUUAGUAUUGUUCGAUUCAAGAUAAGUCUGUUUAUAUAGUCAAAAGAUUACUAAAGGUCUAUUCAGAUGCAAACAUUUCAUGGUGAUGCUCCCCCAAAGUUAAAGGAGAAUGAACUGACUGAGUCUAGCUCCUUAAGUCACUUGGAUGACACUAUUCAGCAACCUGGGUAUUAUUCUCCCUUGGAGGGAGAGGAAGAAGAUGAUGUGCAAUUCCUAGAGGAUGAAUAUGACCAGUUUAAUGGAAAUACUUCAAACCAGUUAGUGGUUUAUAAUCCUGAGGUCACUGAUACAGAUCAAAGUGAACUGGCUAAUGACGCUGACCUUGAUGGUUAUCAACUUCAACCUUUGUCUAUUUACACAAAACCAAACCCACCUUCGAGAAUUUUGCCCUCUGUAGGGGCAUUUACUGUCCAGUGUGCUAACUGUUUUAAAUGGAGGCUUAUCCCAACUAAGGAAAAAUAUGAAGAAAUACGUGAAACUAUUUUGCAGAACCCUUUUGUGUGUGAAACAGCUUGUGCAUGGCGUCCUGGUAUAACUUGUGAUGAUCCAACAGAUAUCUCCCAAGAUGGAAGCAGGCUUUGGGCAAUUGACAAACCUAAUAUUGCACAGCCCCCUCCUGGAUGGGAACGGCUCCUUAGGAUCAGAGGUGAAGGGAGCACCAGGUUUGCUGAUAUUUAUUAUGUUGCACCAUCAGGAAAGAGACUCCGGUCCAUGGUGGAGAUCCAGAGAUAUUUACUUGAACACCCAGAGUAUACUGAUGCUGGGGUGACUAUGUCACAAUUUUCAUUCCAAAUCCCAAAACCAUUACAAGAAAACUAUGUAAGAAAGCGGCCCCCAGGCCCCCCACGGGUGGCACCUUCAUAUGAUGGCUCUGGUCUUGGAAUUUCAAGUCCUCUUGAACCUACAGAUGUUAACCCACUAUCGUGGGCGGAUCCUGCCGAUUCUCCAGAGUUGCAACUUGGUGGACCGGGGCUUUCAACUCCUUACGUAGAGGUUCCUAUUUUUGAUCCUGAAGCUCGACCAACAAAGAAGCGGACAACAAAAUCACUAUCUAAAGAUAUAUAUGGAAAUAGUCCAUUGUAUGAUUGUCAGUUCAAGACAGAAGAACCAGAAAGAUUAAAAAGUGGCACCACUGAUCUCAGUCUGUAAGUUUUAAUUCAUUAUAUCUUAUCUCUUUUUACCUUGUUCUUAAAUGGACCUUUUGUUUUGAAAAGAAAAGAAAAGUGACAGUGACAUGUGGGGUUGAGGGUGCUUUGGGCGUGGCCUUGCAAGGUUGGUUAACUGCAGUAUCCUUGGUGUAGAAGGAAUUUAUAUAUAAAAAAACAAAAGUUUUGGUUCAUAUAUAAUUCAGUAUCAUAUGUUUCCUUGUUUUGUUUA
Messenger RNA from Nelumbo nucifera (sacred lotus), 1535 nucleotides. RefSeq names its product methyl-CpG-binding domain-containing protein 2-like. The record is from RefSeq and is a predicted model, not a curated record. Lineage: Eukaryota; Viridiplantae; Streptophyta; Magnoliopsida; Proteales; Nelumbonaceae. Gene Ontology annotation, molecular function: DNA binding; zinc ion binding.